AGUGGAUCUUCGCUAAUCAAUAUACCUGUUUGUGAAAUGUUUUGUUGUUUGUUAGUCGAGAUCUUCGCUUAUCGCUAGAAUAAUGUAAAACAUUAAUUUUAUUACAUUUCUCGUUUAACAAAAACGUUAAGAUACACAUGGAAACAGCAGAUGGCAUGCAGAUAACAGUUUAAAUGUUAACCAUACGGAUCCCCAUCCAAAUGGAAUUACAUCCAUAUGAUGAUUAUACGACUGUUGGUAUCCUCAUUGAACUCUUAUCAAAUUAUCGUUGUAUCGCGAUUGCAACCAUUUCGGCUCCUCGUUGGCGGGUGAAGUCUGAACAUUUAUCUGACUGUUUGUUACGAAGGAUUUAUAUUUCUUUAAAAAAUAUAUUACCAAAUUGCCCGAAUCGUCCCUAUUUCUCUUUCGAUCAAAUCAAUUUACUAUGGCAUGGCGUUGCAUUUCACCUAUGCAGCUGUGUGUUACAGACACAGUUAAAUUCAUCACUCCUUCGAAUGCAUCGUGAAGAAGAAUAGCCGUUUCUUAUCAUGCUGAAUUCACCUGCUUCUAUCAGUUGCGUUAUGGAACCGGUCGGUUGAAAAAUACAAUUUAAAUGGCGAGUUCCCCUCGGGACCUGAUAACGCUGGUGUGCGUACAUUCGACAAACACCCGAAACCACCUAAAAGUUUCAAUUGUGUUGGGUCUUUGACAUAACCACGACAAACCAUAGUAUACAGUCGAGACACCAAACGGAGUAAUAGCUGCUCUAGAUCGUUUGGCUCGAUCAAGGCUAGAGAAGUGUUUGUAACAGCACAAGCUCUGCGUGCAGUCACAUUCUAACCUUGCACCCGUGCGGAUCCCAGUUCCGAGUGAGAGGUCGCGGUGCACCGUUUGUUCUAAGAGAUACCUGUGUAACCCCUUGUGUAGUGACUUUUUUUUCUUGUAGUAUAACGUGUUUUUUUUAAAUGUGUUAGUAUAAACCGGUAAGCCUACACAGAACAACAUGGGUAAAAUCGAAUGGGCACCGUUAAAUGUGCCCAUGCGCCGUCGUCUCGAAACUCUGUCCACUGCUCUGUGGAUGUGGUUGAUAUUAUUCGGUGAGCUGGGAAUGCUCAUAUCUUACUUCAUCCUGCUGAUUUAUGGAAACUUAUUUAUUAAAACUCUGUGUGUCAUCUACGGAUAUUUCAUCUACACUGAUCGUAAGAUCACCACAAACGGUGGCCGAGGACAGGGUGUAAAAUGGUUUAGAGAUCUAUUCUGGUGGAAGCUUUACCAGAGCUACUUCCCGGCGAAGCUGCACAAGACAGUUGAUCUUGAUCCAAACCGGAACUACCUAUUUGCCGCCUUUCCUCACGGCGUUCUAGGGUUGGGUGCUUUCAUUAACUUCGCAACCAAUGCAACCGGUUUCCACGACCAGUUUCCCAAAAUUCGUUCCCGUCCUGUGACGUUAAACUUCCACUUCGUAAUACCUUUCUUCCGGGAGAUACUACUCAGCUGGGGCCUAGUUUCCGCAAACCCCGAAAGCAUUCUAAGUCUGCUGAAGGCAUCGAACAAACCAGACAACCCGUUAAAUGAUGACGGCUACACAUCAAACGCUGUAGUAAUUGUGGUAGGUGGUGCAGCCGAAUCUUUACACUGCCGACCCAACAACUACACGCUAGUGUUGCGCAAACGGAAGGGCUUCUGUAAGCUUGCGAUUAAGGCUGGUACACCGAUCGUUCCGGUCAUGACGUUCGGCGAGGUGGAUCUGUUCGAUCAGCCCCCGAAUCCACCCGGUUCGAAGCUGCGUCGAUUCCAAGAGUUCGUCAAAAAUACGACCGGUAUUGCUCCUGCCGCGUUCGUCGGCCGUGGAUUCUUCCAGUAUAGUUACGGGUUGAUUCCUCGCCGGAAGCCCCUUAACACAGUCGUUGGUAAUCCUGUGGAAGUGACACAGAUAGACGAUCCUACGCACGAGCAAGUAAACGAGGUGCACGAACGCUUCUGUCGCGAGUUGGAUAAUUUGUUCGAAACCAACAAAUCACGCUUCAUCGCUGACCACAAGAAUGUGAAGCUUGUACUGGAAUAAGCUAAGAAAUAGACAAAAGGUAAAACGUAAUGCCCAUUGGACCCUACACAACACAAUGUGUAAGCAGGAUGGAACACCGUAAGAGACAGAAACACACUAUCACGAUCCUUCGCUACAACGUCUUACGCUGGCUCGUGAGUACUGUAUUAUAAUGGCACCACAUAGGACGAUCCCACCAGCGAGAUGAGCUCGUUUGCCAUUCAGAAAGCAAAGGAUUGAGACUGUACCAAAAACCGUACCAACUUUUCGAUACCUAAGAACCAAUCUGGCAUACAGUUUUGUGGUGAUAUUGCUGUCCAGUUUUGGGAGUCAAUUACUAGCGUAUAAGUAAACAUUAGGCAAACUGGGUGUUAGCAUUUAAAUUCCCUAUGCGUAAUUGUAUCCUUUUUUGGGGUUAUUUUUGUUGUUUUUCUUUCCUUUUUGUGGUUUUUUGUUGGGUAAACAAAGGGGGUUUUUUCGUUUUUUUCUGAGCAUGUUUAAGGUAACAUAUUAAAUGAAAAGGUGACAAAAAUAUCCACUUUAGAUUGUUUUUCCCGUCUAUUUUUGCCAUAUGUGUAGUUGCAUGCGACAUUGAAGUGGUGUUUGUGAGAAAUGAUUGUAAAAAUAAAUUAAACAAAACUAUAAAA
This is a messenger RNA of Anopheles funestus (African malaria mosquito), 2670 nucleotides long. Its product is annotated as 2-acylglycerol O-acyltransferase 2-A-like. The coding region runs from base 983 to 2044 and encodes 353 amino acids. Gene Ontology annotation, biological process: triglyceride biosynthetic process. Gene Ontology annotation, molecular function: diacylglycerol O-acyltransferase activity. NCBI's taxonomy places the organism in Eukaryota, Metazoa, Arthropoda, Insecta, Diptera, Culicidae. Gene Ontology annotation, cellular component: endoplasmic reticulum membrane. The transcript is spliced from 6 exons. The record is from RefSeq and is a predicted model, not a curated record.